Trichosurus vulpecula (common brushtail) is the source of this 1721-nucleotide messenger RNA. RefSeq names its product keratin, type II cuticular Hb6. The transcript has 9 exons. Gene Ontology annotation, molecular function: structural constituent of skin epidermis. Gene Ontology annotation, biological process: keratinization; intermediate filament organization. Gene Ontology annotation, cellular component: keratin filament. NCBI's taxonomy places the organism in Eukaryota, Metazoa, Chordata, Mammalia, Diprotodontia, Phalangeridae. The record is from RefSeq and is a predicted model, not a curated record. The coding region runs from base 1 to 1488 and encodes 495 amino acids.
AUGACUUGUGGAUCUUACUGUGGAGGCUCUGUGAGAGCUUUCAGCUGUGCCUCAGCCUGCGGGCCCCGGCCUGGCCGCUGCUGCAUCAGCGCUGCUCCCUACCGAGGAGUGUCCUGCUACAGGGGACUGACUGGCUUUGGCAGCCGCAGCUACUGUGGGGGCUACAGGGCUGGCUCCUGCGGCCGCAGCUUUGGCUAUCGCUCUGGGGGAGUGUGUGGGCCCAGCCCCCCCUGCAUCACCACCGUAUCUGUCAAUGAGAGCCUCCUGACCCCCCUCAACCUGGAAGUGGACCCCAAUGCCCAGUGCGUGAAGCAUGAGGAGAAGGAGCAGAUCAAGUGUCUCAACAGCAAGUUUGCUGCCUUCAUCGACAAGGUGAGGUUCCUGGAGCAGCAGAACAAGCUUCUGGAGACCAAGUGGCAAUUCUACCAGAACCGGAAAUGCUGCGAGAGCAACUUGGAGCCCCUGUUCCAGGGUUAUAUUGAGACCCUGAAGCGGGAGCUGGAGUGCGUGGAGGCUGACAGUGGGCGUCUGGCAUCUGAGCUCAACCAUGUGCAGGAAGUGCUGGAGGGCUACAAGAAGAAGUAUGAGGAGGAGGUCGCCCUGAGAGCCACAGCUGAGAAUGAAUUCGUUGCUUUGAAGAAGGACGUGGACUGUGCUUACCUGCGGAAAUCUGACAUGGAGGCCAAUGCUGAGGCUCUGACAGAGGAGAUCAAUUUCCUGAGGGCCUUGUAUGAGGAGGAGAUUCGAGUUCUGCAGUCUCACAUCUCAGACACUUCUGUUGUGGUAAAGAUGGACAACAGCAGAGACCUCAACAUGGACUGUGUCAUUGCCGAGAUCAAGUCUCAGUAUGAUGACAUUGCCAGCCGCAGCCGGGCUGAGGCUGAGUCUUGGUACCGCACCAAGUGUGAGGAGAUGAAGGCCACCGUGAUCCGCCAUGGCGAGAGUCUGCGCAGGACCAAGGAGGAGAUCAAUGAACUGAACCGUAUGAUCCAGAGGCUGACCGCUGAGGUGGAGAAUGCCAAGUGCCAGAAUUCUAAGCUGGAGGCUGCUGUGACCCAGUCUGAGCAGCAGGGUGAGGCCGCCCUCAAUGAUGCCCGCUGCAAACUGGCAGGGCUGGAGGAGGCUCUGCAGAAGGCCAAGCAGGACAUGGCUUGUCUGCUGAAGGAGUACCAGGAGGUCAUGAACUCCAAGCUGGGGCUGGACAUUGAGAUUGCCACCUACAAACGGCUGUUGGAGGGCGAGGAGCAAAGGUUGUGUGAGGGUGUUGGUGCCGUGAAUGUCUGUGUCAGCAGCAGCCGCGGUGGCGUCGUGUGUGGCGAUCUCUGCACCGGCACCUCCGGUGCCCGUGUUGUCAACACCGGUAGCACUGGCCCCUCUGGCGGCAGUGUGGUGGUCAGUGCACCUAACGCCUGUGCCCCCUGUGGAGUUGGCUCAGGCUAUAGUGUCCGCUCUUGUGGUGCCAGCUCUUGUGGGAUCAAGAAAUGUUAGGAGGUCAGGAGGAAACAGAACUGAACUUCACCCCAGAAAUGUCACUGGAAUCUGACCACAUCCCCUUACUGCUCUUGGACAGCAAUGCAUUCCUCAACCCCAUCCUCUCUCCACUGGCCCAGCCACAGUUCCAACAACAGAGCAGGAGACCUUGCACAUUUUAUGCCUCCAAAUGAAAUUUCCCAGGGACUUCCAUCUUCUUCUUCUACUACCUGAUGGCCUUAUUUAACCCA